AUACUCUGGUGAACAAGACCUCUGCUCUCGUAAGAGCUUUCAUUCCAUAAGAGGAAAACAGACAAUAAAACAAGUCAAAUUCAUGGACAGGACAGUUAGGUAGUGAUAAGCGCUAUGAAGGAAACAGAACAGGAUGAUGGACAGUACAGGGUGGUGUUUGUGGCUGGGUAGCCAGGGAAAGCCUCUUUGACGAGGCAACAUUUCAGCUGGGAUUCCAAUGUAGGGGUCUAGAAGUGAAGUGUUUCAAGCAACGGAAACAGCAAAGCAGAGCCAGGCAAGUUCAAGAAACAGAAAUGCUGUAACUCUGACAAUCUAGGAUUCUAGAAACAGUGAUGCAUUGCUUGCAUUGUUUAGGUCAGGGAUUUGUAUUACGAAAUGGUUUCUUGGUGGUGUGGGAUAUUUGCUUCUUAAUGGCAGUGGCUAGGUGGUGCAGAGUCUUUCUGGAGCCCUGGGAUAUGGCUCUGUAUCUCUGGCUCUCCCACAGCGCUGGUCGCUCAGCUGGCUCCCUGUGUACAUGCAGGCUCCAUUUUAGCUACAGACUCUAAAAGCAGACUGGAGAGAGCUGACUCCUCCACUCCUUACUCACAGCCUUGGAGGCCCAGAACCCCCUCCCAUCCCACCUAGUCUUCUUCCAUUCUGACAAGCCAGGGCUUUGAGAGCCCAAGAUUCUCGGCUUCCUUGUUUUCCCAUCGGAGCAGGAGCCAGAAAAUGAAACAGGAAACAGAGCGGAAGAGGAGGGCGGUGAGUAGCAGAGAAGGAAAGGAGGGAGAAAUUGCAGGAAAGUAGAGCUGAAGAUAUGGACAAAGUUCUACCUCUACAGGGUGACAGUUGAACUUCUGGAAAACAUUCUGACUUGUCACAAGAGACCCUUUGUGACAAAUAGAUUUUUUGAGGGAAUUUGGUGUGGACAGAGGGAAUCUUAAGAAGGCAUGUCUUCUUCCCUGGUGAGUUCACAAAGGAAGGACAGUUCAUUUCUCAGUUUUGUCUUUGCAAACAGAGGGCUGCUUGGAGCAUCACGGAUUUGUAGAGUUUCAAGCCACGACCUUAGGCCCCAGUCCCGAGCGUGCCCUGCAGCUUUGCCUCUGGAUUCACUCACAGGCCUCUGGAGCUGAGAACAAGCAUGUGUCCCUGAAAAACCAGGGGGAAGAGUCUUCUAAACUCCAUUUUUCCCCCUUCUCUUCCAGCGGACAAUGACCAAAAUGUGAUUUAUACUUUAUCCACCUUGCACACAACAAAUACCUGAGGGCAGUUUUCUGGGCCUGAAAUGAGUUAUAAAGAAUGGAAAGAUACAGUGCUUGGCCCCCCGCAGAACUGAUGUGGGCUCGUUUUCUUUGCCUGGAGAGAUAGCAACCAUUUCUUUGUUCCCACCCACAUUAGUAGCUGUUGCAGAAGAUAAACCCCUCCCUGGGCCAGGGCUGUGGCCAGAGGCUAACCCAGACCCCAGCUCCGUUUGGAGGGCAGAUAACUGAAACCGCAGGCUUUGGAAUCCUGAGAAAGGAGAAAUCCACCAACGGAGAAGGAUUUAUUAUCUAUUUCCUUUAAGGAGGGUGCAAAGUUCUUCUAACAGUUUCCGUUACAGGGGUACCAACUGGCCGCUCCUCCCUAACAGACGGUUUUGUUGAGUUAGCUUCUUUUUUUUCUUCUUCUUCUUUUUUGGCCCCACUUCCUACGAGAGAAACUGCUUCAAUGAGGAAGGAGAAAGGAGUCCUUGGGGGGGCGUCCUCUGAAGUUGCCUUCACCAUCCUCAUCAGCCACCUGAGCUGGGCUGAGGACUGAAGCUACCAGUCUCCUGUGGUCGCUGGGGCUAGAGCUUGACUCUGGAGAGAGGAAAGGAAGAAUGGAAGCCUGGUGAAGAGGCAGAGUUUAGAGACCUGAGGGAACUCAGCCCUAGCAGUGACACCACUGAACUCCUGGUGGUCAGAGGAUGUGGCCCCUGGACCCAUCCCGGAAAGAGGUGCUGAGGUUUGCGAUCAGCUGCCGUGUCCUCACUCUGGUGCUGCAGGCUCUCUUCAAUGCCAUCAUCCCAGAUCACCAUGCAGAAGCCUUCUCUCCUCCUCGCCUCACCCCCUCAGGCUCUGUGGACCAACUAGUGGAAGGUCUUCUGGGUGGCCUGUCGCACUGGGAUGCUGAACACUUCCUGUUCAUUGCUGAACAUGGCUACUUGUAUGAGCACAACUUUGCUUUCUUCCCUGGUUUCCCCCUGGCCCUGUUGGUGGGGACUGAACUGCUGAGACCUCUGCAGGGGUUACUGAGCCUACGGAGUUGCCUCUUAAUCUCAGUAGCAUUGCUCAAUUCCUUGUUCUCCGUGCUGGCUGCAGUCGCACUGCAUGACCUGGGCUGUCUGGUUUUGCACUGUCCUCGCCAGGCCUUCUACGGAGCGCUUCUCUUCUGCCUCAGCCCCGCCAAUGUCUUCCUGGCGGCUGGUUAUUCAGAAGCUUUGUUUGCCCUCCUCACAUUCAGUGCCAUGGGACAGCUGGAAAGGGGCCGAAGCUGCACUAGUGGACUCCUCUUUGCCCUUGCCACUGCUGUACGCUCCAACGGACUGGUCAACAUUGGCUUCCUCGUCCAUUCUCAGUGCCGGGGCUUUUUCUCUUCUCUCAUGGUACUGAAUCCUCUGAGACAGUUCUUGAAGCUAAUGGGCUCUGUGUUCCUUUCAGUGCUUGCACUUGGCCUUCCCUUUGCCCUCUUUCAGUAUUACGCCUAUACCCAGUUCUGUCUGCCAGGCUCAGCCCACCCCAUCCCUAAGCCCCUGCUGCAGUUAGCUGUGGACAAGGGCUACCGGACCGUGGGGACUGUGGAGGGAAAAGAGCCACCUUGGUGCUCCUGGAGUCUUCCCCUAAUAUACAGCUACAUCCAGGAUAUCUACUGGAAUGUUGGUUUUUUGAGAUACUAUGAACUCAAGCAGCUGCCCAAUUUUCUCCUGGCUACACCAGUGGCUAUAUUGGUUGCCUGGGCUACUUGGACAUAUGUGACAACUUACCCUUGGCUCUGCCUUACACUUGGGUUGCAAAGGAGCAAGAACAAUAAGACCCUAGAGAAGCCUGAUCCUGGAUUCCUCAGUCCUCGGGUGUUCGUGUACCUGGUCCAUGCUGCAGCACUGCUGCUGUUUGGCAGUCUGUGCAUGCAUGUUCAGGUUCUCACCAGGUUUUUGGGCUCUUCCACUCCUAUUGUGUACUGGUUUCCAGCUCACUUGCUCCAGGAUCAAGAGCCGCUGCUGAGAUCCCUAGAGACUGUACCGUGGAAGCCUCAUGCAGGGGACCCCCCACCAGGACAAAAGGUCCCCAGAAAUUCUAUUAUGGGACUUUUGUGCAACUGGAAAACCUGUUCUCUACUCACACGAUGCAUUCUAGGCUACUUCCUGACUUAUUGGCUCCUGGGACUACUCCUACACUGCAACUUCCUGCCUUGGACAUGACCUGGAGUCUCAUGGGACAGCUUGAACCAGGCUUAACCAGAGGUCUGAAAGUGCAAAUACCCACUGGGACUGCCUGCGCUGCCCUGGUAUCCUUACUCUGUCCGUUAGAACCUCUCUUUCUCUCUUUGGAGCUUGGUUAGGAAUGGGAGAAGUGUGAGCCACUAGAGAGCCCUUUCUGGUCCUGGCUGUGGCAAAUUUUAGGGUAGUAACUAUUUUCUCUGUAAGUGAAGAAAUCUUAUUCCAAGUCUAAAGUACACCUGGAGCUGUCUUGUCAACCAAGCAUAGCAGAAAUAGUCUUAAACUUACCCCUGACCCACAUGUAAAUUUAAAUGUAAAUUAUUUAAGUGGAAAUUUCAUGAAAGGCUCUAGCUGACAGGCUGGUCCUAGUCCACACUCAAUGGCAGAGGCCUGAGCAGUGCGGCAGCAGCACUAAGUACCCUCGUUUCUAAAGGGGACAUUUCUGAAGAUUUUUUUCAUAAUUUGUUCAUUUGUUUAUAUGAAAAAUCUUACAAAGGUAUGCAAAUUAAACAACUUUAGGUUGGACAUGCAAUGAAUUACCUUUUUAAAAAUAAUGCAAAUUGCUUGUGUGGAAAAAGUCAUGAUAAGAAGAACAUUGCAGGAGGAGGCAGGAAACCUGGAUUCUAGUCCUCUUGGUAAAACCCUGCUUACCAGCUGUGUGACUUAGGAGAGUUUUCAGAGCCUUCGUUACCUCUUCUGAAACUAGGGGAAAUGAUAUUUUUCCACUGGGAGGUGGGGAGGUGAACCAUAUAAUCUCUUGUUGGUCCUUCCCUGCUCUAAGAUCUUAAGAGCUGCCUUAAACAAUAGAAUCAUCCCAGUCUAAACACUUAUGUAGAGGCUCAAACACGUGAUUUUAGGAGAAACUAUCCAGUUCCCCUGCUUUCAGCACUGAGAAGAAAACUCACUCCCUCCUCAGGUGCAACUCUGAGGAGUAACUUCAGUGACUUUUCCUUUGAAUGAGGGAAAGCAGUGACACCUGGCAAAUAAGGCUCCUUGUCCUGCAUAAGUAAACCUGUGCUGGGCAGCUAAAUGGUCACAGCAGGGAUUGGGUUUCCUGCUGUGCCCUGGUAUCUGUGCUUGCUUAAUUGGUACACAUGGGUCAGAGGAGCCAACCUGGCAGCAUGAAUUGAUAAAUUGUAGAUAAGUCCAGUGUUGAAUGAAAUGGUAUCUUCCUGGCCCCCAUUUGGUUAUGAGCCCAUCACUGUAAAGGGAGUAAGAUCAUUCAGCUAUUUUUUCUCAUUCUUUGAGCCAGGUCAGAGGUUCUGCAUCAUUGCCACUCAUUCCCCAUUUGAGCCAAAAAUUCCAAGAA
Equus caballus (horse) is the source of this 4742-nucleotide messenger RNA. RefSeq names its product phosphatidylinositol glycan anchor biosynthesis class V (gene PIGV). Gene Ontology annotation, molecular function: alpha-1,6-mannosyltransferase activity; GPI mannosyltransferase activity. The record is from RefSeq and is a predicted model, not a curated record. Gene Ontology annotation, biological process: GPI anchor biosynthetic process. Gene Ontology annotation, cellular component: mannosyltransferase complex; endoplasmic reticulum membrane. NCBI's taxonomy places the organism in Eukaryota, Metazoa, Chordata, Mammalia, Perissodactyla, Equidae.